AUGCCUCGAGAAGCUGAGAUAUCGCUCAAUGAGCGUGAAUUUAUCAAACAAGCACUGCAAGAGCAGAUUCGCAUCGACAGGCGCGCUUUUGACGCUUUUCGCCCGCUUGAGCUCACUUUUGGCGAUGAAUAUGGUGUCGCCGAUGUGCAACUGGGCAAGACCAGGGUCAUUGCUCGCAUAUCAGUAGACGUAACAACACCACCCCCAGAGCGCAAGUUCGACGGCAUCUUCCAAAUAGUCACAGAGUUCUCUCCAAUGGCGUCACCAGCAUUCGAAGUUGGCCGACCCACAGAUGCUGAAGUCAUCCUCUCGCGCAUACUCGAAAAGGCCAUUCGUCGCUCCAACGCUCUCGAUACGGAAUCGCUUUGCAUUAUCGCCGGCUUGAAAUGCUUUGCUCUCCGCGCAGAUGUACACAUAGUUGAUCAUGAUGGUGGCCUCAUCGAUGCGUCCUGUAUUGCCGUCAUGGCAGCACUACAGCACUUUAGGAGACCCGAUGUCGUAGUUGAAGGCGAGAAAGCAACCAUUCUCAGCGUACGCGAACGCGAACCGAUACCCUUGUCUAUUCUUCACCAGCCACUCUGUGUGACAUUCUCGUAUUUCGAAGGGGAGAUAUUUUUAGUGGAUGCAAACCUGGCUGAAGAGCAAGUUCGACAAGGAGAAGUGAUUAUUACCAUGAACAAACACGGAGAGGUUUGUCAGAUCGCCAAAUAUGGAGGGGCCACUAUCCACCCGCUCGCCCUACUAAAUUGCACAAACAUCGCGCAACAAAAGGUUAAGGAAAUAGGCGCGUUCAUCCAGAAAAGGCUUGAAGAAGAUGCGAAGGAAAGGGAUGCAGGAGGACUGAUGGCUGAGCUGAGCGCUGAAAACGCCAGGUGA
This is a messenger RNA of Bipolaris oryzae ATCC 44560, 876 nucleotides long. RefSeq lists its product as uncharacterized. Gene Ontology annotation, cellular component: nuclear exosome (RNase complex); cytoplasmic exosome (RNase complex). The record is from RefSeq and is a predicted model, not a curated record. The transcript is spliced from 3 exons. Bases 1 to 876 code for a protein of 291 amino acids. Gene Ontology annotation, biological process: nuclear polyadenylation-dependent rRNA catabolic process; nuclear mRNA surveillance; U1 snRNA 3'-end processing. NCBI's taxonomy places the organism in Eukaryota, Fungi, Ascomycota, Dothideomycetes, Pleosporales, Pleosporaceae.